GGUGGAGGAGAAGAACAAUAAGCUAAAGAAUUUCAAGGCUGAAUUGUCCAAGGAGAAGGAAUCUCGUGCUAGUGAUAAGGCUUCGUUUACCGUGGCGCAAGUGAAAUUAUUAGACUCCUUCCGAGCCCAAUUGCUCUUGGCUUUAUAAGUUGUCUAUGGUCUCGAAUUAGGCUCGACCUGGCCCAUGACUUUCAAGCCGUCAAUAGUUUUGAUUUUCCGCUUCUCAUUUAAUUGCCCACUUCCAUCCUUCAUUCAGUUUCCAAUAUCCUUCGAUGCUCAAAAUCUCAGACUGAUUUGGGGAUCGUGGAGUGCACGUGUUCUCUUCUUCUUCUUCAGCUGUUUUUCUUCUUUCAGAUUAAGACAUAAAAUCCAAGCAACGACAUGGAGGCAGUGCCUAUACAGAGUGAAAACUUCAAGCUAGGGUUCAUCGGAGCAGGGAAAAUGGCAGAGAGCAUUGCCAGAGGAGUGGUACAAUCUGGUGUUUUGCCUCCCCAACGUAUUUCUACAGCAAUCCACUCAAAUCCCAGUCGUGGUACUGCCUUCCAGUCACUCGGCAUCUCUGUUUAUAGUCACAACACCGACGUUGUGGAUGCUAGUGAUGUGAUAAUUUUUUCUGUGAAACCCCAAGUAGUUAAAAAUGUGAUCUUGCAGCUGAGGCCGUUACUUUCAAAGAAAAAGCUCCUGGUUUCAAUUGCUGCAGGAGUAAAACUGAAGGAUCUGGAAGAAUGGGCUGGCCAUGACCGAUUUAUCCGGGUGAUGCCCAACACACCAUCUGCUGUUGCUAUGGGAGCUUCAGUUAUGAGCUUGGGAGGAGCUGCAACAGAACAGGAUGGGGAAUUAGUUGGUAAAUUAUUUGGAGCAGUUGGCAAGACAUGGAAAGCUGAUGAGAAACUGUUUGAUGCUGUCACUGGCCUUAGUGGCAGUGGUCCCGCUUAUAUAUAUUUAGCAAUUGAAGCUUUGGCUGAUGGGGGAGUGGCUGCUGGUCUUCCGCGAGAACUAGCAUUGGGACUUGCUUCUCAGACUGUUUUGGGAGCAGCUGCUAUGGCUGUUCAAUCUGGGAAGCACCCUGGUCAGCUGAAAGACGAUGUUACAUCACCUGGUGGGACUACAAUCGCCGGCAUUCACGAGUUAGAGAAGAAUGGUUUCCGGGGAACAUUGAUGAAUGCAGUUGUGGCAGCUGCUAAGCGUAGCCAAGAACUUUCCAAGAAUUAGAAGAGUCAGUCCACUUGAUUCGCUUGAAAUCUUGGAACAGAUGAUUGCUGGACAAUCAUUUUAUUUAACAAUGAGAGAGAGACCAAUGAGUUUAGCUUUGCUUUUAUAUAUAUUUGCAGGGUUUAAGAUUUAUAUACAAAUUUGUUUUGUAUUGGCUUUUUUUUUUUUUUAAAAAAUAAACUAAACUAAGAGGUUGGUUAUUCAAUUAUUCGUAAGUUUUCGUUUUGUUUAGUCAAUCUUGUUAUGGUGACACCAUUGAACGGGUGAUGGUCGGAAUUGACUGGUCUGAAGGAGGUAGAUGAUGUUCUUGAGGUUAAAGAACAUGUUAGUGGCAGCAGCAGAUGGUUGGUGCCUGUUAAGAGUAGGGAACGUAGUUGGGGUUCGUGUGAUAGAGCGUUUGCAUCCCAUCAGCUGGAGCAGCUUGUAAUUCUGAGCUUCAAUGAAAGUAUCGCCGUCUCAAACUAGUUAUUGAGAUGGUUGAUUUAAUCUUUAAAAA
This is a messenger RNA of Gossypium arboreum, 1708 nucleotides long. Its product is annotated as pyrroline-5-carboxylate reductase. The transcript has 8 exons. The record is from RefSeq and is a predicted model, not a curated record. Gene Ontology annotation, molecular function: pyrroline-5-carboxylate reductase activity. Gene Ontology annotation, biological process: L-proline biosynthetic process. Bases 382 to 1212 code for a protein of 276 amino acids. Lineage: Eukaryota; Viridiplantae; Streptophyta; Magnoliopsida; Malvales; Malvaceae.